AGAAAAUCAGAAUGAAGGUCACUCCUCCUUAUGGUGGAGCUAAAACACUGGUUGAACCUCCAACUCAAGAGGGUCUUGUGUCCUUCGAGGAGGUGGCUGUGUGUUUCUCCGAGGAGGAGUGGUCUCAGCUGGAUCCUCACCAAAAAGCGCUGCAUUGGGAAGUCACACUGGAAAAUUGUCGGAACGUGGCCUCUCUGGGUAAUAAUGGGCAGGAGAAUAAAAAUUCCAGUGAGCCAUCCCAAAUGAUCAGGCAUAGAGACAGAUUGGAGAAGCCUGCAGUUCAAAUGGAAGUAGGAAGGCAUGAGAGAAACCAGUCAAAUAAUUGUAAUAAGGAAAGCUCAUCUACCAUCAAUGCUCAGAUGCAAGUGUUUCUUGCCCAACAAGGAAAAGGAAAGAGAAAAUGUAUUGGGAAAAGUGUAAGACCAUUCAAAGGCAAAUUGGAUGUAAAUGAAGACUAUCUAACCCAAACCCAAGGAGAAGAUUAUAUAUGUCAAGACAAUGGAAAAAAUUACAAUAGGACUUUCCCUCUUUCUUGUGAAAAUGGCUCCCUUACAGCUCAUAAAAGGAUCCACGCAGGGGAGAAGCCAUAUAAAUGCAUGGAGUGUGGAAAGACCUUUAUUGGAAGUAAUCAACUUACUCGGCAUAAAAGGAUUCACACAGGGGAGAAACCAUACAAAUGCAUGGAGUGUGGAAAGACCUUUAAUGGGAGUGGUCAACUUACCUGCCAUAAAAGGAUCCACACAGGGGAGAAGCCCUAUAAAUGCAUGGACUGUGGGAAGACCUUUAUUGAGAGUGGUCAACUUACUCGCCAUAAAAGGAUCCACACAGGGGAGAAGCCAUAUAAAUGCAUGGAGUGUGGAAAGGGCUUCCGUGACAAUGCAUCCCUUAAGGGACAUAAAAGGAUCCACACAGGGGAGAAGCCAUAUAAAUGCACUGAAUGUGGAAAGACCUUUAUUCAGAGCAGUCAACUUACUUGCCAUAAAAGGAUCCACACAGGGGAGAAGCCAUAUAAAUGCAUGGAGUGUGGAAAGACCUUUAUUCAGAGCAGUCAGCUUACUUGCCAUAAAAGGAUCCACACAGGGGAGAAGCCGUAUAAGUGCAUGGAGUGUGGAAAGGGCUUCCGUGACAAUGCAUCCCUUAAGGGACAUAAAAGGAUCCACACAGGGGAGAAGCCAUAUAAAUGCAUGGAGUGUGGAAAGACCUUUAUUCGGAGCAGUCAACUUACUUGCCAUAAAAGGAUCCACACAGGGGAGAAGCCAUAUAAAUGCGCGGACUGUGGAAAGGCCUUCCGUGAUAAUGCGUCCCUUAAGGGACAUAAGAGGAUCCACACAGGGGAGAAGCCAUAUAAAUGCAUGGAGUGUGGAAAGACCUUUAUUCGGAGCAGUCAACUUACUUGCCAUAAAAGGAUCCACGCAGGGAAGAAGCCAUAUAAAUGCAUGGAGUGUGGAAAGGGCUUCUGUGACAAUGCAUCCCUUCUGGUCCAUAAAAGGAUCCACACAGGGGAGAAGCCAUAUAAAUGCAUGGAGUGUGGAAAGACCUUUAUUCGGAGUAGUCAACUUACUUGCCAUAAAAUGAUCCACACAGAGGAGAAGCCAUAUAAAUGCAUUGAGUGUGGAAAGACCUUUAUUCAGCGUAGUCAACUUACUUGCCAUAAAAGGAUCCACACAGGGGAGAAGCCAUAUAAAUGCAUGGAGUGUGGAAAGAGCUUCCGUGACAAUGCAUCCCUUAAGGGGCAUAAGAGGAUCCACACAGGGGAAAAGCCAUAUAAAUGCAUGGAAUGUGGAAAGACCUUUAUUCGGAGAUGUCAACUUACUUGCCAUAAAAGGAUCCAUACAGGGGAGAAGCCAUGUAAAUGCAUGGAGUGUGGAAAGACCUUUAUUCGGAGAUCUCAACUUACUUGCCAUAAAAGGAUCCACACAGGAGAGAAGCCAUAUAAAUGCAUGGAGUGUGGAAAGACCUUUAUUCAGAGCAGUCAACUUACUUGCCAUAAAAGGAUCCACACAGGGGAGAAGCCAUAUAAGUGCAUGGAGUGUGGAAAGGGCUUCCGUGACAAUCCAUCCCUUAAGGGACAUAAAAGGAUCCACACAGGGGAGAAGCCAUAUAAAUGCAUGGAGUGUGGAAAGACCUUUAUUCGGAGCAGUCAACUUACUUGCCAUAAAAGAAUCCACACAGGGGAGAAGCCCUAUAAAUGCGUGGAGUGUGGAAAGACCUUUAUUCGGAGCAGUCAACUUACUUGCCAUAAAAGGAUCCACACAGGGGAGAAGCCAUAUAAGUGCAUGGAGUGUGGAAAGGGCUUCCGUGACAAUGCAUCCCUUAAGGGACAUAAAAGGAUCCACACAGGGGAGAAGCCAUAUAAAUGCAUGGAGUGUGGAAAGACCUUUAUUCGGAGCAGUCAACUUACUUGCCAUAAAAGGAUCCACACAGGAGAGAAGCCAUAUAAAUGCAUGGAGUGUGGAAAGACCUUUAUUCAGAGCAGUCAACUUACUUGCCAUAAAAGGAUUCACACAGGGGAGAAGCCAUAUAAGUGCAUGGAGUGUGGAAAGGGCUUCCGUGACAAUGCAUCCCUUAAGGGACAUAAAAGGAUCCACACAGGGGAGAAGCCAUAUAAAUGCACUGAAUGUGGAAAGACCUUUAUUCGGAGCAGUCAACUUACUUGCCAUAAAAGGAUCCACACAGGGGAGAAGCCAUAUAAAUGCGCUGAGUGUGGAAAGGCCUUCCGUGAUAAUGCGUCCCUUAAGGGACAUAAGAGGAUCCACACAGGGGAAAAGCCAUAUAAAUGCAUGGAGUGUGGAAAGGGCUUCUAUUGGAGUAGUAAACUUACUCGCCAUAAAAGGAUCCACACAGGGGAGAAGCCAUAUAAAUGCAUGCAGUGUGGAAAGAGCUUUGUUGAAAAUGGGUCACUUACUGUACAUAAAAGGAUCCACACAGGGGAGAAGCCACAUAAAUGCAUGGAGUGUGGAAAGACCUUUAUUCGGAGCAGUGAACUUACUCGCCAUAAAAGGAUCCACGCAGGGGAGAAGCCAUAUAAAUGCAUGGAGUGUGGAAAGGGGUUCCGUGACAAUGCAUGCCUUAAGAGACAUAAAAGGAUCCACACAGGGGAGAAGCCAUAUAAAUGCAUGGAGUGUGGAAAGACCUUUAUUCAGAGCAGUGAACUUACUCGCCAUAAAAGGAUCCACACAGGGGAGAAGCCAUAUAAAUGCAUGGAGUGUGGAAAGACCUUUAUUCAGAGCUGUCAACUUACUAACCAUAAAAGGAUCCACACAGGUGAGAAGCCACAUAAAUGCAUGGAGUGUGGAAAGACCUUUAUUCAGAAUGGUCAACUUGCCCGCCAUAAAAGGACCCACACAGGGGAGAAGCCACAUAAAUGCAUGGAGUGUGGAAAGACCUUUAUUGAGAAUAGUCAGCUUACCCGCCAUAAAAGGAUCCACACAGGGGAGAAGCCAUAUAAAUGCAUGGAGUGUGGAAAGAGCUUCCGUGACAAUGCAUCCCUUAAGGGGCAUAAGAGAAUCCACACAGGGGAAAAGCCAUAUAAAUGCAUGGAAUGUGGAAAGACCGUUAUUCAGAGCAGUCAACUUACUUGCCAUAAAAGGAUCCACGCAGGGGAGAAGCCAUAUAAGUGCAUGGAGUGUGGAAAGGGCUUCCGUGACAAUCCAUCCCUUAAGGAACAUAAAAGGAUCCACGCAGGGGAGAAACCACAUAAAUGCGUGGAGUGUGGAAAGACCUUUAAUUGGAAUAGUCAACUUACUUGCCAUAAAAGGAUACACACAGGGGAGAAGCCAUAUAAAUGCAUGGAGUGUGGAAAGACCUUUAUUCAGAGUGGUCAUCUUAUUAACCAUAAAAGGAUCCACACAGGGGAGAAGCGACAUAAAUGCACAGAGUGUGGAAAGGGCUUCCGUGACAAUACAUCCCUUAAGGAACAUAAGAGGAUCCACACAGGUGAGAAGCCACAUAAAUGCAUUGAGUGUGGAAAGACCUUUAUUCAGAGCAGUGAACUUACUUGCCAUAAAAGGGUCCACACGGGAGAAAAGCCACAUAAAUGCAUGGAGUGUGGAAAGACCUUUAUUUGGAGUAGUCAACUUACUUGCCAUAAAAGGUCCAACACAGGUGAGAAGCGACAUAAAUGCAUGGAGUGUGGGAAGACCUUUAUUCGGAGUAGUCAACUUACUUGCCAUAAAAUGAUCCACACAGAGGAGAAGCCACAUAAAUGCAUGGAGUGCGGAAAGACCUUUAUUCAGAGCAGUCAACUUACACGCCAUAAGAGGAUCCACAUAGGGGAGAAGCCGUAUGAAUGCAUGGAGUGUGGAAAGGCUGUCAGGAGGAGCAAUAAUCUAAAUCUCAUGCACAGAUCCAUUUGGGUGAGAAUUCAUAUAAAUUCUAGAUUUAGUUAGUUAAAUCUACGUAUUCCCUAUUUAUGUAUACUGACUAGGAAAAGAAGGUUUUUUGAGUCUGACCCUCAGAAUCAUAAGCCCCAGAGCGAUGAAUUGACCAAUGAAAACAAAAACAAUGGAACUUUGGUUCGUUUUAAUCAUGAAUUGUGGAUUUUUGGAGGUACUUUCAUUUGAAGGUGGCCAAAGCUAUUCCACAUCAAUAAGAGAAAAAAAUAUUUUUUUUCUUAAGUUUCUAUUCAUUCCAGUUUCCACUUGGGGGUCAAAUCCAAGAAAACAGCCAUUCUAGGCAUCUUAAAUUCUGGGCUGUGCAAUUUUAUGACGCUGUUGUCUUUAUUGUGUUUUUACAAGUGAGCUUCCUGCUCCCCAGUUGUUUGUUCUUCCCACUUGAUCAUGGUUCUGGGAGGGAUGUGGACAGGCAGACAUUUAACAGGUGGUGAAAGAAGUGCAUCUCUCUGAUGCAUCCCUUCAAGACCAAGUUUUUUUCGUGUUGCUUCCACUGUAGCAGACCUGCAGACAGAAAUUCAACUGAUUCACAGUCACUUCCCAGCACUUAAACAUCCUUCUUUUGCCUAGUCUUCUUACAAUUGUUUCCCCCUCCCUUUCUCAUUGCUUAAUGCACUCACAGUUUAUCAGAGGGCCCUACACUUCCCUGUCCUCGCAAAAAGUUGGAAAGGGUGCACCAGAGAGAUUCUUGAGCCUGAGGUAAUAUUACGAUCCAAAGGGAACUCAAGUUCCAUCAAAGUAUACAGAUUUAGAUGGAAUGUGACAUUGAAUUGUUUCAUUGAAUAAUCGUGAUACUGAAGUAAAAGUGACAACUAA
Molecule: messenger RNA, 5207 nt
Organism: Candoia aspera
Lineage: Eukaryota; Metazoa; Chordata; Lepidosauria; Squamata; Candoiidae
Product: zinc finger protein 501-like
Exons: 7
Coding region: 12-4388 (1458 amino acids)
Biological process (GO): regulation of transcription by RNA polymerase II
Cellular component (GO): nucleus
Molecular function (GO): DNA-binding transcription factor activity, RNA polymerase II-specific; RNA polymerase II transcription regulatory region sequence-specific DNA binding
Source: RefSeq, a predicted model, not a curated record